GAUAUAUAUAUACACACACACCUUGUUUUCUUCCUUACAAGAACAGCACGAAGAAGAGGAGACGUAUGGGUAUGAAAGACCUCCAGUUCAGUGCAAUGGCGAUGAUCUGUGUGAUUUCUCAGAAGUUUAAUGUCUGUGCUGAAAUGGAAAUCUUGCAGAUCCUGUGAGUCUUCAAUCCCAAAGUGGCUGUUGGAGACCAUUAGUAAAGGAGCUUCAUUUGUUAGUUCGGACAGUUCCAGCUUUUGACGCUGCCCCUUGACCUCUGAAUAUAUCUGCACUAUGAGUAAGCCAAAGGGCAGAGAUGACACACCGAACAGUCUGUCCAAUCGAGAUGCCGUUGACUUGCCUGAUGAUGCCUCUUUGAGCGACUCUGAUCCUGAUGAGCCCUCCCAGCCCCUCACCAGAAAGGUUGAGGAAUUGUCUUCUUCCUCUGAAGAGGAAAAUGUUCAGCAUGGCAGUGAUGUACCUCAAGGAACUACCAUGUUCAAGUUGACCGGUGGGAGUUUUGGCUUCUCAUUCCGCAGCAAAAACAUCUUUGAUCAGCUGGAUGGUGCUCUGAAGUUUACUUCAAGUCAGCUGGCUGAAGACAACGUUGUCGAUGGUACAUUUGCUCGUCCUGCUCCGCCAUCACCCCCUAGGAAACUUCGAGAACCAGAGAGAACCAAGAAAGCUUCAUCAACCAAAACAGUACCAGACUACCUGCUUCACCCUGAGCGGUGGACACGGUAUGACCUGGAUGAUGUUCCUGAGACAAGUGACAGGAAAAACAGCCAAGUGGCUCAUGAAUUCAUACAGGGUCUCCAGAACCGUAGGAGAUCCCAAGAAGCUACUGCAAGUUCUUUUAGCCCAGCUUUCAACCAGGACCACAGCAGCAGCUCUGAGCACAAGAUUAUCUUCUCUAAGCCCAGCCAGUCCUCCAAAGAUGAAGGCCAGAAUGUGCACAAGGUGGACCAGGUAAAGACAAAAGAGGUUGGUUUAGUUCACUUGGAUGACGAACAGGAGGAAGAUGAAGAAGAAAAAGAAGGGGGGAAAAUGCCCUCUCUUCACCAGAACCUUUCGCUGGAUGGCAAGGAAAAGAAAAGAAAGUUGUUAGACGAAGGCAGUGAUGACGAAGAAGGAAAGGGGAGUAAUGUUACUUUCAGUAGCGGGAGAAAAGUGAACCGCAAGAACUUCCGCAAGGCAGUUCAGGAAGAGGACUAAAAACUUUUGAGUGCAUGCAUAUGCCCAAUCUUUAUCUCUUCUGUGAAAUAUAAUCAGCUCUUACCCUGUGAGAGCUCUAUAAUCCACUCUUACCCUUACUCUCUGUGAUUUGAUCAAGUAUUUUUAAUGUGUUGGUGGUAAAAGCAACAGUCAGUACCAGAGAUGAGAUUCUAUUACAUGUUUCUGCAUCUUUUGCAAUGUUUUUCAUUGUGUCUUUUUUAUUUUUUGUGUGUAAAACAGUAUUGUAAAGUAAAGAAUGGAUUACAAAAAAACAAAAACUUAGCUCAUCUAUAAACCAUUUUUAAUAAAUAAGUUGCUUUCA
This is a messenger RNA of Neoarius graeffei (lesser salmon catfish), 1522 nucleotides long. It is a transcript of the gene tssc4, whose product is annotated as tumor suppressing subtransferable candidate 4. Bases 280 to 1200 code for a protein of 306 amino acids. The record is from RefSeq and is a predicted model, not a curated record. The transcript is spliced from 4 exons. Lineage: Eukaryota; Metazoa; Chordata; Actinopteri; Siluriformes; Ariidae.